CUACUGUACGGCACACGCCAACACAAGCGCAGAAUCGACAGCAUCAAUGCUAGGACUCGCUGUUCUUGAUUGUACGCUCUAGAAGUAUUUUAAAACUAUGUAGUAGAAUAAUUAAUUGUAUCUCUUUUUCGAUUUUAAAUGCUGAUUUUACGUAAAUUAUAUGAUUCAUUUUUUUUGCUUGCAAAUUUCAUCGGUGUUAUGAUUUGGCUCGUUAAAUGAACAAUACGUAACAAUUGUUCUUAAAAACAGUGGACCAAAAAAAAAAUAAUAAAAAAAAUUAAUAAAAGAUACCAAAUUGGUUCAUAUUAACAAUAUUCAGUUUAGUUUUACUAUCAAAUGGAUAUAAAAACACAACUCAAGUAUCUAGAUCAAAAUAUGUUCACUUACAGAAAGUGAAAAAGUAUAAUGCUUAGAAAAUACAAAUAUUAAUUUAGACACACAUAGAGGAACAUCUCGUAAGGCGCCAAUAAGUAAGGUACGUCUGGUAAAUGACUUUUUAAAAACCUAUCUCGGCUGGACUACUGGCGACCUUUUGAAUAGGUAUGAAGAUAGAACACUUCAGAAAAGAAUUUGUGAAAAUUGCAUCACCCGAUAGCAUUCUUUAGAGCAAGUAGAACUGAAACAUCUUUUUUUUUUUCCAAUUAAGUUAGAGUUGGCUUUGAACAGCUCUACACCUUUAGUAAAAAACGUCAUUAUCAAAAGAAAUAUAAGGGAGAGGCAAGUGGUAAAGCCUCAUCUCUACGUUGAAAAAAUUAGGUCAGCACAAAUGCUUUAAUAGUGACAAAUGCAAAUAUAUUAUAUAAUAUACGAUAAGGUUUUAUUAAAAAGCAUAUUGUUUUGUUGUUAAGAAGAAAACUAAUUAAAAAAAAUAGAUUUACAUGCAAAUAUAGAUCUAAACUAUUUAAACAAUUCUUCAGUAUCAAUAUUAUGAUAAAUCUAUACUGAUCAACCUCUACGUACUUUUCAAUUAUCUUAAUUAUGAGCACGUAUUUAUUAAUUGGGUUGAAGAAGGUACUAUUUGGAUAUUGGUGUUUUAGCUGAUCUAAUCAUAAUGCACUAAAAAGAAUAUUGAUACAUUGUUACACAGUCUUCUUUCAUGAAAUAAAAUCGAAUCUGUGUCAAGGUCCACCUCUUCUUUGUGACAACACAGACGUCACCCAAGACCACGUCAAAUCCGUUGGGGACGCCUUCUUCUUGCCCCUCUGUGUCAAAGCGUACGUCCAUACCAACCUGACGGUAACAUGGAACGGACUGAUCUUAUCAACUUCCCCGAACAGCUCCCACCGUUUCCAACUCAAACGUUCCCGCCGUCUGCUGGAGUGGGAUGUCGGGGUGUCCAUACGGACCAUAGCCGCAUCUGAUUACGGCAGAUCACGUUUGAGUGUUGCCGGAGGGGAGCCCCUAGAGCUCGUGGUUCACAUUUUAAAGCCAAGUAAGUUUCUUAGUUAAAUUUAAAGGUUGGGUGGAAGGGGCGGGGGGGGGGGGGGAAGCGAAGAAGCACAAGCCAUUAAAAAAAAAAAAAAAAAAAAAAAAUAAAAAAUAAAUUAAAGCCAAGUAAGUUUCUUAGUUAAAUUUAAAGGUUGGGUGGAAGGGGCGGGGGGGGGGGAAGCGAAGUAGCACAAGCCAUUUAAAAAAUAAAUAAAUAAAUAAAAUAAGAACUAAAAGAAAUUAACCUCAAACCACAAAAUAGGUAAUUACCAAGUAUGUAAAGAUACGUUGAAAUCUUAAAAUAGCAUUAUGCUAUUCUCCAAACGCAUGAACUUUUGUUUCUUAAAACAGAUACAGUCAGAAACAUCUACACGAAAGGGCUGAAAACAGUAAUUAUUAUUGCUGUCCUAACAUUUGUCGUUGUGGGCGGCACAGGUGUUGUGAUACACGUCAUCUGUCGCUGUAAGAAUAAACUUUGUCAUUGUUACUAUUUCUUUUUUUUUACAAAUCUUAAAACAUAUUAUUGAAAGUCUGUACCUAUAGUUAGGGGGAUAUUCCAUAAGCCGUACCAACAAAGAAAUGUUGUUGAAAACCACUUAAUCUCACUCCUUUCUCCUUUGUUUCUGCUUAUUUAAUAUUAGUUAAAUUAACCUUUAGACGCAAUCAGAUAUUCUAAAAUUAAAGUAAUUCAUUUUUAAAUUUGUUCAAAUGUGUAUACUAAACAAUUUUUAAAAAGUCAUAAUUUAAACAAUUUUUUUUUUAUAGCAAGCAAUUUAUGAACCAAUUGAAAAAGUUUUACUUAGAUAAACGUAUACAUAUAUAUAUACACACAUACGUUAAUUUAUGUGGAUUUCUGAUAGGUUUAUAUUUACUUUAUGACUUAGUGUUACAAUUAAAUUCAAUGAAUUAUUACCAUAAACUAUCUAACGUACGGUAAAUGUGUUAAACAUCAUAUGUAUUAUAUGUGAUGAAAUCGUCUUUUAACAUGAUUUCAUUUCGGCUUAAGUUUCAUGAAAGAAUUGUUCCAUCUCUUUAACAGGUUUGCAUAAACUGAGAGACGCUAUAGUAGGGACCAUUAGCGAACAGCAGACUACAGCACUUUGAAACUUCAUCAAUGGGAAUCAACUUUCAAAACAAAACUUGAAUAAAUAAAUAACAUUUCUU
Lymnaea stagnalis (great pond snail) is the source of this 2592-nucleotide messenger RNA. NCBI's taxonomy places the organism in Eukaryota, Metazoa, Mollusca, Gastropoda, Lymnaeidae. The record is from the annotation of a GenBank genome assembly.